This is a messenger RNA of Cetraspora pellucida, 124 nucleotides long. The record is from the annotation of a GenBank genome assembly. NCBI's taxonomy places the organism in Eukaryota, Fungi, Glomeromycota, Glomeromycetes, Diversisporales, Gigasporaceae.
AUGGAAGAAUCCAAGCCAAUGUCAUCAACUUCUCAGCGUCUGUGGACCCUUUAUAGCAGUACGAAUGUUGAAGAUAAAUUGGCAAGUUAUGUCAAGACAAUUCCUGAGACUCAAAAAUAUUUAA